This is a messenger RNA of Trametes versicolor FP-101664 SS1, 1460 nucleotides long. RefSeq lists its product as uncharacterized. The transcript is spliced from 3 exons. NCBI's taxonomy places the organism in Eukaryota, Fungi, Basidiomycota, Agaricomycetes, Polyporales, Polyporaceae. Bases 1 to 1344 code for a protein of 447 amino acids. The record is from RefSeq and is a predicted model, not a curated record.
AUGGCCAAGAAGCCCAACAAGAAGAACCCAAAACAGAACGAGAAGGGUAAGGCGCCGGACGACAAGAGCGAGGAACAGAGCGAGAAGAGCAAGGAACCGGUCAAGAAGGACAAAAAGCCCAACGUAGGGCAUAAAUCCCGUAUACCGGACAAACUUGCUGAAGCGAAGGACAAGGGCUUUAUAUCACAUUGGGGUGAUGACACCCGAGGAACUAGUUGGAACAUUCGUACACAACACGAUGUUCGGGCAACAGAAGAACAACGCGCGCCGGCUAUUCGUGCGGAUCAUGUAGGCUUUGGAGCAGGCUCAACUUCGAACAUCGACGCGCCACCUCCCGCCCCACGCAUUUCGGUAUCCCCGCUGCCCCCAGACGACUCCGGCGACGAUGUGCAGAUGACUGGUUCCAGCUCUUCGAUCACAGCACCAUCAGAGCAGCAAUUCGUGGCGGAACCUCGCACAGCCGUCUCUGGUGCAUCCCUGGAGCCCUUCGACCCCGAGCAACGUGAGCGGGCGGCUGGAUCGACUCCUGUGCAUCAACAUCCGUUCUUUCCGCCUGAGAACCCUCCCCCGUCUUCCUCAUUCGACGCGCCUGGCGCUCAAGAGUACGCAACGAGAUCCGAUCUCUACGCGAACUCCCCCAACACGUACUUCCCCUCGCCGUCCGACCACGGUUCUAUCGCCCCCGGCCCUGGCCCCCUCCAGCGCUCCCCUGAUGACGCCUUGUCAGAUACGCCUCCUUACACGACCGACAUGCCGUCCUUCGCUGCCGAGAACGCUACCACCAACAUCUCUGCCCGCUACGAUGAUCCUCCUCCGUCUUCGCCGCGCAUGUAUGGCAUGACGGGCGGAUACGGCAUGGUAGGCGGAUCGGGCGAGGGGCGUCCGUUGACGACCGCGCAGCGCACGACUCGUCGCAUUUCCAAUCGCGCGCGCCAGGCUCCCUACCCCACUCCUAGGACUGUCAACAACGCCACGGACCCCUACUUCUCUCCUCCCGGGCCGAGUGGUUCUAAUGCGUCGUACGUCACCCCGGCCGAAGCGUCUCCCCCGAGCUCUAGCUUGCUCUUCGCGCCGACCUAUUCGACGCUCGCGCACGCGCUCGACGAACCACCCGUCGCCCCGAGCUAUGCCCCGGCCCCAUCCGCUGCCCCGGCCUCAGGAGCGGAGGACUGGUACGACCCUGCUGUGUACUAUCAGGAUCAAGCUGGUAGUUCGUCGUCGCGCGAAGGGACUGCCGAGCAGGUCUCUUCCGACGAAGAUGACCUCACUCUGGAAGAGUGGCUCUGCAUGAUGCAAGAGCUCUCCGGCGAGCAUUGGGCGCUGGACGGCGCGCCCCCGGCUUGAAAGGGAGCCACAAGACUACAAUCACAUACCCGCAAGCAACCACACUCAUAUCAACCACCGCAAGCAGUACACACGUUUACGCUGCACGUUCCACAUAGUAUCUCGUCACGCUCUUC